AUGACUAAGGAAGUAGAUGGGACCGAACAACCGGAGAAAAUUCCCUUGUACCAUUCUCCGUUUUGGAUUCGAAUUAAACACUUGCCUCUCAAUUGUCGGUCUAAUUCUAACGUCAAGGAGUUAGUCUCAAAUAUGGGCGAAGUUGUUGAGAUUGAAGAGGAUCCUCUUGGUCUUGACUGUACCCGUAGAGUGAAGGUAAUGCUAAAUGUAACAAAACCUCUGCAUAGAGUUCAAAGAGUCCGUGACAAGUGUGGCAACAUUGUAUUGGUGGAAUUUGCUUAUAAGAGGCUUCCUUUCUUUUGCUAUGCGUGUGGAGUAAUAGGACAUUCCGAUCGCGAUUGUGUUAUGGUGUCCGAAAAAAGCAAAAAGAAACGCUUGGGUGGGGGAGAUGGCUGA
This is a messenger RNA of Chenopodium quinoa (quinoa), 396 nucleotides long. RefSeq lists its product as uncharacterized. Lineage: Eukaryota; Viridiplantae; Streptophyta; Magnoliopsida; Caryophyllales; Amaranthaceae. The record is from RefSeq and is a predicted model, not a curated record. Bases 1 to 396 code for a protein of 131 amino acids. The transcript has 2 exons. Gene Ontology annotation, molecular function: zinc ion binding; nucleic acid binding.